AACAUCAUCAUCUGGAUUUCACAAGGAAAAGUACAUAUUAGAAAAGUUACACUUAUAAUUUGUGCAGCAGAAAUACAUUUUCCUCUGUUUGUGCUUUUCUGGGAGGCAUUGGACGUCCAGCCUGGCGUCCUGAUCUUCUGUGACGAUCCAUCUGUGGUUAUGGCUGUCAACAGCGCUGUUAACAAGUUCAACGACAGGCUGAGCACCGGAUACAAGCUGGCCCUCUAUCAGAUACUAACAGCCAGCAAGUCAGAGAAUGGCUCAGACUCGGUGUACUCACUGCAGUUCACCAGCAGGAGGAGUGACUGUCCAGCUGGGAGCAACAUACCCUGGACAGACUGUGGCUACCUGCCUCAGGGACGCAAGGAGCCGAUGUCAUGCAACGCCACAGUCUACAUGACAGAGACUGAAGCUGACACUACACAGGUGGACUGCCUGCUCGAUGAUCCCGUUGUUUCAGAGAGAGCUCCCUGUUUGGGCUGCCCUGAGGAGAUAGAUGAGGACUCAGAGGAACUUAGGGUUCCUGUUAUUGCCUCCCUCUCCAAGUACAACUCCAUGUCCAACUCCGCUCACCUGUUCACCCUGCACAGUAUCGGCCAUGCCACCAGACAGGUGGUGGCAGGUUUCAGGUUCAAGUUGAGGUUUGAUAUGAGGAAGACCAUCUGCGCCAAGGCUGAACACAAAGACCUCCACGAACUGUGUGUCCCUGAUGAUCAGGAUAAGGAGUUUGCUCACUGUAACUCUACAGUGGAUGUAGCACCAUGGAGACUUGAGGCCCCACAGGCACAGAUGGAAUGUGACGCAGGGGCCCUGCCUCCCUCGUUGUUCACCAGGCGCCGUCCUCCAGGCUGGUCUCCACUCAGGAAUCUUCUGUAUAAUAGAUCCCCCCCAACCUCAGCUUCAUCCGUACCCUCCUCCACCAAGGCUUCAGCCAAAGAAGAAUCUUCUGAGGAGGACACCACAGCCCCCAAGCCGUCCACCUCCCCUGACGCGGCUGCAGAGGCUGCGAACAACAGCCCCUUCCACUGCCCGGCCAAGCCCUGGAAAACCUUCAAUCCCGUUCAACCUGCAGCUCCUACGAAGGCUGCUGCAGAGGACGGCAGCCAACAGCCCACAGUAGACGGGGCCUUUAGCGAUAUAGACCUGCUGGGGUAGAUUUAUCCUCAAGGGAAACACAUUUAUAUUCAAAUUAAUCUCACUUGUCAUGUUCUCCCAUCAGAAAUCUAUUUGUUUAUUUUGAAGACAAGUCCUCAAGUUGCAUUUGUAGGGAUUUCUUUUUAGAAGGAACAUCCUCAGGGGUGUUAUGAAGAUUUACAACUACACAUGUGAAAUCUUAAUAAAAUAAGCAGUUUAGGUUAAAAAAAAGGAGCCUUGUAACUCCUCAGUAAGCACUGGAAAAAAGGACUAAAAAUUAUGACAGAACUCUAGAUUGUUAUCACAUCAAUUGCUAGUUACACGAGGAAAACCAGUGUCAGUUUGAGUAAAUCAAAAUAAUGAGCAAUUAAUUUUCUCAGUGUCGAUUCAUUAGAGAUGUGAGAACAUGGAAAAAAGUACAUCGUAAACCUGUCAUUGUCAAACAGGAAAAAUUUGUAAGAAAAUAAAAAAGUCCUGUGCUGGUUUCAGUGUGAACAUAAAAGCACCUCAUUCACAACAAAUAAUAAAUAUUCAGCUCUGUUUUAUCAUGAGAAAUAGUUAAGUGUUUUUGACGCUGUUUCCAUGAUUUCCUUUAACUGAGCUGUUGCACUGUCAUUGACCCAAAUGGUUGUUCUGAUCUACUGAUGUUGUUCUUCACAGAGAAUAAACAAUCAGAUUGA
Messenger RNA from Epinephelus fuscoguttatus (brown-marbled grouper), 1814 nucleotides. RefSeq names its product kininogen 1 (gene kng1). Gene Ontology annotation, biological process: positive regulation of cytosolic calcium ion concentration; negative regulation of endopeptidase activity; negative regulation of blood coagulation. Gene Ontology annotation, molecular function: cysteine-type endopeptidase inhibitor activity. Gene Ontology annotation, cellular component: extracellular region; blood microparticle. The record is from RefSeq and is a predicted model, not a curated record. The annotation marks the transcript as partial. NCBI's taxonomy places the organism in Eukaryota, Metazoa, Chordata, Actinopteri, Perciformes, Serranidae. The transcript has 7 exons.